CACGGCAUUUUUCUCUGUGGGGUAACGUACCACAAGCCAUUGCGUUUGGCAACUCAGGCGGACUCCUCGUUGCUAGGGGAAAGAGUCGCACACAACCAUAAUAUUGAAGCCGGAGCUCGGUGGGGAGAACUGCGUUUUUAUCACAGCCAAUGCCACAGCUGGCCUCACAGAUAACGGUACAAGUUUGGGGGAAAACGGCGAAUUGGCGGUAAGUGCGCGUGGAGAUGGAGCGUAAACCGUCGGCAGUCUCCUCGAGGGCCCGUUAGGAAAAGCAGUGGUCGGUUGGAUGGAGGCCUGCCCUAGGAAUUCCUGCUUUGCGUGAGUGCUGUUAGCAGGUGUCCGCAUGCAAUAUCCCGCCAAGAGAGGAUUAACCCGAGGAGGAUGAACCGCUACACUACGCUGAGACAGCUGGGCGAUGGCACGUACGGCAGUGUGCUCAUGGGGAAGAGCAAUGAGUCAGGGGAGCUUGUGGCUAUCAAACGAAUGAAGAGAAAGUUUUAUUCGUGGGAAGAAUGCAUGAACUUGAGAGAAGUCAAGUCACUCAAGAAGCUGAAUCAUGCCAAUGUUGUGAAACUAAAGGAAGUUAUCAGGGAGAAUGACCACCUUUACUUCGUCUUUGAAUAUAUGAAGGAGAAUCUCUACCAGCUUAUGAAAGACAGGGAAAAUAAGCUGUUCAGUGAACAUGAGAUUAGGAACAUCAUGUUCCAGGUGCAGUCCGGCUUGGCCUUUGUGCACAAGCAUGGUUUUUUUCAUCGAGAUAUGAAACCAGAGAACCUCCUCUGCAUGGGCCCGGAGCUAGUGAAAAUCGCAGACUUUGGGCUGGCAAGGGAGAUUCGCUCUCGUCCACCAUACACAGACUAUGUCUCCACAAGAUGGUACCGGGCUCCAGAAGUACUCCUCCGGUCCUCUGCCUACAGCUCGCCCAUCGACAUGUGGGCCGUGGGCUGCAUCAUGGCUGAACUCUACACCCUCCGCCCUCUGUUCCCCGGCAACAGCGAGGUGGACGAGAUCUUCAAGAUCUGCCAGGUCCUCGGGACGGUGAAGAAGACUGACUGGCCAGAAGGCUACCAGCUUGCUGCUGCGAUGGACUUCCGCUUCCCACAGUGUGUUCCCACCAACCUGAAAACACUGAUCCCCAACGCCAGCGACGAGGCUUUAUCGCUAAUGAGGGACAUGCUGCAGUGGGACCCCAAAAAGCGACCCACGGCAGUGCAGACCCUGAGGUACCCUUACUUUCAAGUGGGGCAAGUGCUGGGCCCCCCCUCCCAGCACCAGCAGGAUCAGAUGCGGAUGGCCCAGGCCUCGGAGAUGAAACGCCUCUCCUUGUGCAAGUCGGACCUGCAGUCGGCCUCCGAGCCCGCCAUCAAGUUCCAGGCUGAGGCUGUGGACAGAGACUACCACCCACACCACCACCAACACCAACACCACCCCCACCAACCACACCCCCUGCAGCAGAUUCCGCUGCCUCAGGUCUACGCCAAGACGGCCCCGCAAGCAGACAGCUACAAGCAGGAGCCCUUCGUGCGACACGGCUUCAACACCAACUCGUUACCGAGGCAUGCUCCAGGGGGGGACGAGAAUAGCCUGUUGGGCAUGAGGAGUGGGCGGAGGCGAUGGGGCCAGACCACGGUGAAAGCCUUGGACAGCUGGGACCAGUUUGAUGAAUCUGAAGUCACGGGGGUGUCCUACUCCAAAAGGCCCAGCAUAGUCUCUUUCAAAGAGAGACCCAGAGCGGAUUCCAUCUAUCGGCUCACGGAGCCAAAGCCUGUCAGUAUCAACAGUGCUGCGACCAAGGUACAGAGCAACAGCAAUGUCAACCGGGCUGACUCUGGAGUUUCAGGGUCUUCUUCAGCCAGACAGCACUACUUUCGACAGUCAAGAUAUCUUCCUGGGGUGAUCCCCAAGAGUACACCUUUGGUUGUGAACAAGGAACCAAGCAGAGAUCUAUGGGACAACUCGGUUUUAAUAAACAAGCCGCACGGACAUGUUGGAGCUGGGCUGUCUGUUUCCAGGGUCAAUGCAGGGAACUUUGUAACAAACUACCCUACUGGAGGUUAUAUUCCAUCCUUUCAAAAGAAAGAAGUUGGAUCUGCAGGACAAAGGAUCCAUCUUGCACCUCUAGAAGGCCAAUCUGCAAUAGACCUUUCACCCACAGCUGAUCUUAGAAACGACAAACUGAGUACAUCAAAGCUAAAGUCCACUGUGAAUAAAGCCUUGGUUGAGAGAAAUGAAGAAUAUGAAGGGAGGAAGAGUAAGGGUGCAAGAUCUCAAAUCUCAGGAAUGGGCUUUGCGACACUUGGGAGAAACUCUGGCAGCCUUACGACCAGCCCAGGACCUAUUCAGUCCGUGCAUGGGAGGACAGACUGGGCAGCCAAAUAUGGAAACCAUCGGUAGCACAUCCCUCCAUUCACUGUGUUUAACCAUAGACACAUCACACACAAGUGAUGUACAACAUAGAGACUGCACUAUGCCAGGAAAACCUGAUUCUGUGAGCUUUGCCUUGAUGCCGCCAUGAAUCAUUGGCGUACCAACAUACACUCAACAGAGUGCAUGGCACGUUAUGAAGUAUAUCGUAUUUUCACAUUGAUAUUUUUAUUUAUUGUUAUUUUACACGUGGGACUAUAAAUUAAAUUUACUGUCUUGGAAAUCAUGGCAGGUCUAUUUCAGUUUUAUCAAGGUAGACUUGAUCCAAGCAUACCAACACAAAUUUUCAUGAACACACACCCCAAACAGCACCAGUUGUGAUAUCAAACCUAUUCUGAUAUCUUUUUUUUGUGCAUUUGUGCGCAGUCAAUAUUAUGGUUUCCUUUCCUCACCCUCCUCUGUCUGAAAUUUAAAAGUCAUUCAGCACUUCGAUAGAAUUUGUCUCCAGGUGAUUUAAUCAACCAGAACCAAGCAGGGUGAAUAUAUAAAAAAUAAAAUAAAAUUGUAACAAGGUUCCUCAGAUUUCUUAAUUAAAUUGGAUAUAUUAACAGUAAAAUCCUAAAAUGUGCAACCUUUUCUCUCAGUAAGACAUUGACCCUCUGUUUUUAAGAUUGUAUGCCAGACACAGGAUGAAAUGUAUCCUUCAGCACUACCAUAGUAGGGUUCACCAUGCCACACAGCUCCUUUCCCAGUGUUCAGAUUCAAGUUAGGAAGUUUUGAAUUUAAGGAAGAAGAAUCUGUUCCAUUAAGUUCCAAGUGUUGAAUAACCUCAGGAUUUCCUCAGUAUGGUAAAACUGAUUUUAUAAUCCAUCCAAACAAUAAUUAAGCAACUGCCAAACUCCAGCGCUGUUGAUCAGCUUCUAAAUAUGUAUUUCCCACUACAGAAAUUGGAAUGGUAAUGGGGGAAAAAAAUAAUACAAUUUUAAAUAUAUACACAACAUUUGUGUCCCACGUGUGCUUUGCAAAUCUGAUUCACUCAGGGAUUCCUAAUGGGUCUUUGGGAUUCUACAUGUAUAUCUAGGCAGAGAUCUAGUUCAGAGUUCUCCUGUUCACUGUACCCCAGCAUAUUGAUCUGUAUUGAUAAUUGUUCUGUCUAUAGUAAUCAGCUUGGUGUACUACUGGUUUAAGAUGUAAUUGCCAUUCAUGUAUGCAUUUAAUUUUACACAGCAAUAUUUACUGACGAAAGUUCCUUUUGUGUAUUUAUUUUAUAUUUAUCUUGAAUAUUAAAUAACAAUGGCCAUAAA
This is a messenger RNA of Conger conger (European conger), 3668 nucleotides long. It is a transcript of the gene mak, whose product is annotated as male germ cell-associated kinase. The record is from RefSeq and is a predicted model, not a curated record. NCBI's taxonomy places the organism in Eukaryota, Metazoa, Chordata, Actinopteri, Anguilliformes, Congridae. The transcript has 15 exons. Gene Ontology annotation, cellular component: cytoplasm; nucleus; cilium. Gene Ontology annotation, molecular function: ATP binding; protein serine/threonine kinase activity. Gene Ontology annotation, biological process: intraciliary transport; intracellular signal transduction; protein phosphorylation. The coding region runs from base 382 to 2394 and encodes 670 amino acids.